AUGGUGGAAUGGUGGGUAGGGAAGGAGGAAGAAACAACGAGGAGAGCAAUGACAGGGGGAAAGCUAGGAGGGGAGAGGCUCAUGCUGUGGCGCCCUGCCAUGGUGGGCGGGAGAGCUGGAAAGGUGUGGGUUGGUGGGAGGGGUGGAUUGAUGCAGGGGAGGGAGGGCGGAACGAGUAUGGGCAAGGCCGGGAGAAAGGAGCUGCAGGCUGCGGUGAAAGAGAGGCGGCAGGGAACGGAUGCUACUGGCUGGACUAUGCACAACUGUAGCAUCCAUUCCCUGCCGGAGGGAGAGAGAGGGAGACAGCAGGGCGGGUUGGAGCUGCUGCUGGCUGCACUAUGCACACCUGCGGAAGUGGGGGACGGUAAUAGGGUUGGGGAUGGGGAGGGGGGCGUUGGUGGAGAAGGGGAUGAGGGAGCGGAUGGAGAAGUGGAUGGGGGUGGAGAAAGGGACGGGGAUGGGAAAGUGUAA
Closterium sp. NIES-65 is the source of this 471-nucleotide messenger RNA. Lineage: Eukaryota; Viridiplantae; Streptophyta; Zygnematophyceae; Desmidiales; Closteriaceae. The record is from the annotation of a GenBank genome assembly.